AUGGCGACUGAAGCGCCCAAGACGAACGAUGACAUCGCCAUCCAAACUGCCCGAGUCCCAACACAGGAGACCCAACCGCAAUCGACGAUCGCAGACGAUACGAACAUUGGCCGGGAGCAGGUCAUCAAGAACGGCGUCGUGGUGAGCUCAGCUUCCAAGCCGCCCAAGAGGGAUUUCCGACUCGCCUGGCUCUACGUCUUCGACUGGUACCCCAGCCACUACAGCAAGCAGGAAAUCGCCCUUCUCAAGAAACAAGACCGUAUCAUUCUUCCUCUCAUGUACGUUUCACGGCGAGCUAUCUUCAUCAAAUGGCUCGAUCAGUCCAACAUCAGCAAUGCUUACAACUCGGGAAUGAAGGAGGACCUGAACAUUGAGGGAAUCGAGUACAACUUGUUCAGCACCUUUUACAACAUUGGCUAUCUCGUCCUCGAGAUUCCCUCCAUGAUGAUCAUCUCCCGCCCCAAGCUGUCACGAUGGUACCUCCCGAUCUGCGAGACCCUGUGGUCCAUCAUCACAUUUGUCCAAAGCCGCAACAACAGCAGUGAGAUGAUUUACGGUAUGCGAUUCCUCAUGGGCCUUUUCGAGACGCCUGCCGCCACUGGUUCGCUCUACAUCCUCGCGUCUUGGUAUCGGGCCGAUGAAGUGUUCAAGCGUGCUGGUGUCUGGUACGUCUCCAGCAAUAUUGGUGCCAUGUUCGCUGGCUAUAUGCAGGCUGCGGCCCACGCUGGUCUUGAUGGAAAGCUUGGCAUGCAAGGAUGGCGUUGGGUGUUCAUUGUGGAUGGCAUCAUCAGCCUCCCCAUUGCCAUUGCCGGUUUCUUCCUCUUUCCAGGUCUGCCCACCAGCCCUCGCAUCUGGUGGCUCAAGGAGGAGGAGCAAAAGCUCGCCCUUGCGCGCAUGCAAGACGAUGGCGUCAGAAAAAGCUCCAAGAUCGGCAAGCGUAUGCUCAAGCGUGUCUUCACCCACUGGCAUUUCUACUUUGCCGUGAUUACCUACGUCUGCUUCCAGUGCACUACGUGGGUUACUGGCCAGAUGGGUAUCUGGGUCAAGGACACUGGAAAGUAUUCUGUCGAGUUGAUCAACAUCCUACCCACUGGCACCCAAGCUGUAGCCAUUUUAUGUGGAAGUAUCAUCCCGCAAUUCGUCAUGGUAUACCCGAUAUGGAUGCCAAUCAUCUUCUCCGGUAGCAUUUUGAUCUUCUCCAAUAUCUGCCUUCGAAUCUGGUAUAUCCCCGAUGGCUUGAAGUUCGCAACCUGGUUUCUUUUGGGCCUGAACUCUUGCGUUACCCCAAUACUCUUCCCUUUCAUCCAUCUUAUCAUGAAGGAUGAUAACGAAGCGAAGAGCUUCACCACUGGUGCCAUGAUGACUGUUGGCUGGUCUUUCUUCACCUGGUACAACGUCGUUGUAUUUCCCAUCACCGAGGGUCCUCAGUGGAAGAGAGGAUUCACUGCCAGUAUCUGCCUUUGUGUUGCUUGGGUCACUCUUUUCAUGACCGGCUACCUGCUGUGGCAGCGUGACAUCAAGAAGGGCUUGUACAAGCAUGCCAUCGAAGAGGAGGAGAACGAGGAGAUACUCAACGAAAAGGUCGAGCAGAUUCAGGCCGAGUCCACCCACCUAGAGGAGAAGGAGAAGGAUAAAGAACUGAAAUAA
Ilyonectria robusta is the source of this 1647-nucleotide messenger RNA. RefSeq names its product major facilitator superfamily domain-containing protein. Gene Ontology annotation, biological process: transmembrane transport. The record is from RefSeq and is a predicted model, not a curated record. Gene Ontology annotation, cellular component: membrane. The coding region runs from base 1 to 1647 and encodes 548 amino acids. NCBI's taxonomy places the organism in Eukaryota, Fungi, Ascomycota, Sordariomycetes, Hypocreales, Nectriaceae. The transcript is spliced from 6 exons. Gene Ontology annotation, molecular function: transmembrane transporter activity.